This is a messenger RNA of Melanotaenia boesemani (Boeseman's rainbowfish), 3210 nucleotides long. It is a transcript of the gene crk, whose product is annotated as v-crk avian sarcoma virus CT10 oncogene homolog. The transcript has 3 exons. The record is from RefSeq and is a predicted model, not a curated record. The coding region runs from base 316 to 1248 and encodes 310 amino acids. Gene Ontology annotation, molecular function: protein binding. NCBI's taxonomy places the organism in Eukaryota, Metazoa, Chordata, Actinopteri, Atheriniformes, Melanotaeniidae.
UUGUUUUCCCGUAUCCGCCAUUUCAGUUUUUGAAGUUAGUUGACAUAGGCGGCUGGAUUGUAGCUGGAAUUCUGUCCCGAAACCAGUUAAAUGGUUGGUAGAUCUUUACUCUGCCCACGAACCCAACAAGAGUCCAUUUUGUCGCGUGGUUUAUGUUCGGUGAAUCGGUCCCCGAACGGCCAGUUGCGGAUGUCGCCUGUUUACUAAGCGUGCUCUAGGCGCUAAAGUUUUUGUAUGAGUUGAAGGCUUCGCGUGUGGAUAACGGAGGGAGAGCAGGGAAGGCCCCGGUGAAGCCUCGGCUUUGGAGUGGUUAUCAUGGCCGGAAAUUUUGACGCAGAGGACCGUGGCAGCUGGUACUGGGCUCGGUUGAGCAGGCAGGAGGCUGUGUCUCUGUUGCAGGGUCAAAGGCACGGCGUGUUUCUGGUCCGGGACUCUAUCACCAGCCCCGGCGACUACGUGCUCUCGGUGUCGGAGAACUCCAAAGUCUCGCAUUACAUAAUAAACAGCAUCACCAACAACCGACAAUCGGGUCCAGGUUUGUCCCAUCCAAGGUUCCGUAUUGGUGACCAGGAGUUUGAUGCCCUCCCUGCUCUGCUUGAGUUUUAUAAAAUCCACUACUUGGAUACCACCACAUUGAUAGAACCGAUCAACAAAUCCAAACAUCCCUUGUACAUGGGGCCGGGUGGAUGUCCCCCGCCACGCUUGGAGGACGAGUACGUAAGAGCGCUUUUUGAUUUUCCUGGCAAUGACGAGGAGGAUCUUCCAUUCAGGAAGGGAGAUGUUCUCCGAGUUCUGGAGAAGCCAGAGGAGCAGUGGUGGAAUGCCCAGAACUCUGAGGGCCGAACGGGGAUGAUCCCAGUGCCGUAUGUGGAGAAGUACCGACCGGCAUCUCCGAGUUCAGCGGCAGGGCCUGGGGGGCCACCAGGUGGGAUGGCAAUGCACGGGAACUCUGAAAGCUCUGCAGCCCAGUCUGGUGCUCCAUUGCUGGGAGACCCCAGCCAGUACGCUCAGCCCACCCCUCUACCAAACCUCCAGAACGGACCAGUCUAUGCCAGGGCCAUACAGAAGAGGGUGCCCAAUGCCUACGACAAAACCGCCCUGGCCUUAGAGGUGGGCGACAUGGUGAAGGUGACCAAAAUAAACGUGAAUGGGCAGUGGGAGGGGGAAUGUAAAGGCAAGCGAGGCCACUUUCCCUUCACACACGUCAAACUGCUGGACCAGCACAACGCCGAGGAUGAGCUGAGCUGAGGGUGGACCACCGGGCCACUACCUGAACUCUAGGAUUAGAUUUUUCCUCAUCCCUCCCUCCCCCCUCCCUCUUUCUCUCCUCCAGUCAAAACUCCUCCCUCAUGUUUUCUCACUGGCACCAAGUACAGUUUCAAAACAUCACUGAGAACAAGCCAGGUCCCUGUUGGAGUCGUUCCCACCCCCCCAAUGGUAGCUGUUCUGUGCAUUUGAUUCGGACUGCCCAGUAUAGUUAACGUCCACCACACAGACGGCAUUAUUUCUCGAUUUUGCAGCUAAGAGUUCUCCGGCUUUUCCUGGACAUGAAUGCAGCAUUGCUCUGAUUGAACCCAUACUGCUUUAGGAGGAUCCAGAACUGGUUCACCUGUCCUGUGAAGUCCAAGCAAGAGAAAAUAAACCUUAACAGUUUGAAGGAGUCGCAGCACGAGGCCCAAGCAGCAACCUGAGAAAACUGCAAGACUGUUGAAGAGGAGGCGAUAAAGGCAACACUACAUCCUCUUACCUCAGCACCCCCUUCAACCAAGUACCAUCAAGUAGAUUUUUGUAAAAUAAAUAGAAGAUAUUAUGAAAUGAUGUACUACAUGCUUAUCAUUUCAAGCUAAACAUUGUUUUAGUCAUCUUUGUAGUUGUCCUUUUUGCUGGUUUUUGUCUGGAAGUGCACAUUUUUUUGCUGCUGCGUGCUGGGAGCGAUGGCUGGGCAGUGGAAAGUGAACUUACUGAAGUCGGAUGGGGCACAUCUGUUCACCCCCCCAACCCUCGCGUGUUCUCAUUCUGCAUCUGAUGUACACGACUGAAGUUGAACAGAGUGAAUGUAGGCUGUCCACAAUGCUAGUUAGUACUGUCUCCUCAUAUUAGUUCGCUCCAUUAAGCUCACUGAGUAUAUCUUAGCUAAUCAGAUGUGUGUUCAGAUCUUUGUGUGUCAAAGGAAAGAGAAAAUGGAAUUAUCUUAUUAGGUACCUGCCCUUUUGUUUUGAAGCCUUUUAUAAUCUUGCCACCUUACACCUUUUAGUCCUUUAACACAUUUAAUUUUUUCCUCCCUGUUUUGGUCCUUUUACUAGUCUCUUAUUUAAAUUUUUGUCUGGUUACAUGCACAGGCCAAAAUGGACUUUUUUGUUUGUUUUUUAUAGUUUUAGCUCAUCCCUUCAUGUCUUUAUUGCCAAGAGUUUAAGUUGUUUUUUUUUGUUUGUUUGUUUUUUGCCCCCCCAAAAAGUUAAGCUUAAAUCUACAUGUCAACAUGACAAUCAUCACCCCGUGUAUUGUAAAACUGACUAAAUGUGUAGCGUCUGAACACUUUAAAUGUGACCCGUUAGAAUUUGAUGUCUGUUCUAAAUGAAGGCUUCCACUCGGAUGUGGUGGGUGCAGCGUUUCGGCUCAUCGCCUGCAGGUGGCCCUGCAACACUUUCAGGUGAAAAGGUUCUGUCAGAGCUGAUGAGCUGAAGGGAGAUGAAGUUUUAACAGAGUGCACUUACUGCUUUCACACAGCUUUCUGUCCAUUUCACAGUGUAAUUAUCUCCUCACUGACCUCAUCGUGGUCCGCUCUCCUCCUUUUACUCUUUGUUUUUAGGUCAGUUGCCCUCAAAACUCCAAACUUUACUCUUUUAAAAAUAUUUUGACAUUCUGGAAAAAUGUAAAAUGAGUUACACAGUCCAUUUUCAUCUGCAUAUUCAUGAUCAAAUUCAGCUUCUGUCACUCGGUCUGCACUCAGCAGGUGCUCAGCUGCGUAAAUCUACAUUUUGUUGCCAAUGAAACCACCAAGAAGUAUUUUUUUAGUAGCCCUGCAUGAAGUCAUUCACGUCCUUGUCAUACGAAGGAACUGAUGGUAAAAUGCCAGCGGAAACUGUGUAAUAUCAAUAUGUGCCAUUUUAUUAUAACACUAUAUUCUUUCAAGACAACUGAAAUUACCUUUUUAUUUUCUGUAGCAUGUAAUGUGUUAAUAUAAUAGUAAAUAAAGUCAAACCCAUGACA